GGCUUUAAACAGGGAAGAGGGGCAGUGACAAAUCACCAAGAGUAGAAGACGUUGAAAAGAGAAGAGCCAGCAGCAGACGUCGCGAUCCGCAAUGUGUUCGAGAAGCAGUGCGUAAGCGACAGUGGCCGCUCAAGGAUGGCAAGGAGUUUGCGGAGACGAGGGACAACAGCCCAAACGUCUCAUGGUUCUCAUGACCGCAACUAUAUACCCGCCCGCCGUUUGCGCGAAUGCGGACAGCCUGCUCAGGUGCGCAGAGACACACCCAUCCUCGAGUCUCCCGAGGAAUCAUAGCCAUUCUCCAAUGAGCUUUGCCCUGCGCAUGCCCGCAAGUUCCGGCACGGUUGAGCGGACAAGGCUUGACAGGGAUUGGUCGGCUGCUUCCGAUUACACGCAGAUGGGGUUGAGGUGGGUAGAGCACGGGGGUGUGUCCGUGGUUAUGGGCAGUUGUGGAGGCAGUGCGACAGAUGACGGCGUAAGAUGCAAGUGCUCGAUUGCGGGAACCUGUCUCGUCGCUGCAAUGUUCGGGCCCGCAGAUAAGGCUGAGCGGGGAAGCGAGACGCGGGCAAUCCAGGCAGGGAUUGCGCUAUUGGGACUUCGGCACGGUUUUGAGUUGACUUGUCUGUCUGUGACUUCCGGAAUCGGGAGCCCACCCUGGACGGAGACAAGCGUUGACAUUGUGACCAACAUGGCCUUCCAGAAGAUGCCUAAUCCGGGGACAAUGACUCAAUGCCUGAGACUGCCACCGGCCACGCUUUGUCUUUCGGUCCAAGACCAGCUCAACGCGAGACCACAGCCUCGCGGUUUGCUGAUAGACUGGCAAAAGGCCAUGUGGUUGCAUCUGCUCAGGGAGCGCAUCUGCUCCAGAGAGCGCAACUCUCGGUGCGCAGUUCAAUGACGCGCGCAAAUGGACGCGGAACGUCCAACUUAGAAACGAUGAUUUAAGAGGAGAGUAGUGCGUGGAUUUGUCCCAGAUGGAAGUUCAAGACCAUGCCCAAGCCAGUCGCCGCAUGAGCUUUGACAAUCUUCGAGCCCAGAGAGAACUUUACUGUCAACGCCUCGUGUCAACAAAGACUGUCCAAAUACACCAUGAGCCAGAGGACGAACACCAGCCCUAAAUAUUCAGAGGAACGGUGGGUACCG
This is a messenger RNA of Canariomyces notabilis, 1140 nucleotides long. RefSeq lists its product as uncharacterized. The record is from RefSeq and is a predicted model, not a curated record. The transcript has a single exon. The coding region runs from base 182 to 895 and encodes 237 amino acids. NCBI's taxonomy places the organism in Eukaryota, Fungi, Ascomycota, Sordariomycetes, Sordariales, Chaetomiaceae.